AUGCUGUCCUACCUUUCGAUGCCGACACAACAUCCCUUCGACAGGCCGCCAACAGAGGCGGCCUUCGAGCUCCUCACUCCUCAAGAACACCCGGACAAGCUUCGGCAACAAGAGCAACAAGAGAAGCCAGAGCAACAGCAACAACAACAACCACAGGAGCCUGAGCCCCAACCACAAGCAGAGCUCAUCUCCUUAGAUUCCGAUGGUGACCUCAUCCUUGUCGUCCGCGACCCCUCUAAGUCCACAACCCGCCACUUCCUCACCAGCUCCUCCAAGCUUGCUCAAGCGUCGCGAGUCUUCUGCACAAUGCUCGGCCCCAAUUUCUCCGAGGGCCAGCGUCUGCGGUCUGAGCCCAACAAGGACGAGCCGGCAACCGUGACCCUCGAUGAAGAUGACGUCGACGCCAUGGACUUUAUUCUGAGUGUCAUUCACACCGACACAUCGCGCAUCAUGACCGUUACCCUUACUGCGAGGGACAUCGUUGCCAUUGCUCUCCAAGUAGACAAGUAUGACUGUGCGCAUGCCCUUCUGCCGUGGAUUAAUGCCUGGUGCAACCCGAAUUGCUUCCCCAUCGACAAGAAGGAGAAGACAAGGGAUAUGGGGUAUGCCCUGCUCGCUGCAUACCUGUUUCGGUCGCCCAACUUUGAGAGGAUAUCUGCCUUUUAUGUGAAGGAUCUCCCGCCGGAUUUUGUGGAUACCUGGGCGAAGGAGGAGGUAUUGGGGAGGUUACCUGAGACUGUAUGGGAGGGCCUCCUCACCCAAGUAAACACGACCCUCCGCUCCCUGCGCCUCCUCGUCCUCCGUGUAGCCGAGGACCUCCGUCGCGAGCGCCACAUGAAGCGCUGCCAAAACACCAACUGUGUCGUUUGCUCUUCACCGAACAGUCCCAAUUCUCCUGCUGCCUCGGAACCCCUCCUGCAGAGCCGUUGCCCCCGCGGCAUGUCAGAAUACCUGGGUGUCCUCCAGGGUGUCGAUAUCUGGCCCUCCUUGCUGCCGUUUGAGACGCUCAGUGUGAACAACGUGGUCGAGUUGAUUGAAACAUUGCCUAAACAGGUGGCUCAUCGUUGCUCGGAUGGGACGCAUUGUCGGUUGAAGUGCGGAGUGGAGGAGUUGUGUGCCAAAGUGAAGGGGGAGAGGGAUUCUAUGAAGGGUGUGCCACUUCCGCCGCUGGAAGGGUAA
This is a messenger RNA of Thermochaetoides thermophila DSM 1495, 1179 nucleotides long. RefSeq lists its product as uncharacterized. The transcript is spliced from 2 exons. The record is from RefSeq and is a predicted model, not a curated record. The coding region runs from base 1 to 1179 and encodes 392 amino acids. Lineage: Eukaryota; Fungi; Ascomycota; Sordariomycetes; Sordariales; Chaetomiaceae.